Molecule: messenger RNA, 645 nt
Organism: Glycine soja
Lineage: Eukaryota; Viridiplantae; Streptophyta; Magnoliopsida; Fabales; Fabaceae
Product: LEAF RUST 10 DISEASE-RESISTANCE LOCUS RECEPTOR-LIKE PROTEIN KINASE-like 1.1
Exons: 2
Coding region: 1-645 (214 amino acids)
Biological process (GO): phosphorylation
Molecular function (GO): protein kinase activity
Source: RefSeq, a predicted model, not a curated record
AUGUCAAAACCAACAACAUUUUACUUGACAUUAGUGUUUCGAUUAAGGUACCAGGUUUUGGGUUUUCAAGAUUGCUCCCCAAUGAUGCUCAAGGACAAGAGUGAUGUGUAUAGCUUUGGGGUUGUACUUAUUGAGCUGAUAUCAUCCAUGGCAACAGUUGAUGCAGCCAAGGAAAGAGAUGAAGCUAACUUGGCAAAUCUUGCCAUGAAAAAGAUGCAAAAUGUAAAGCUUAGUGAGCUUGUAGACCAAUCCUUUGGGUUUGAGUCAGACCAAGUAGUUAAAAGGAUACUAACUUCAGUAGCAGGGUUGGCCUUUCGGUGUGUGCAAAGAGACAAUGAAUUAAGUCCUUCUAUGGAUGAAGUUCUGGAAGCACUCAACAAUUUUCAAAAUGAGAAUUAUGAGUCUGAGAAUCUAGAGAAAGAAGAUGAUGAUGGUGUUAUCUCUUCCACUUCAUCCACCGAAGUACAUCCACCCCAGCCAGCUUCACAGGACUCGGGUCAAGUUGGAAUUUUAAUGAAUAAUAAGCUACCAAGUUCACUGAAUUCCUUGACUGAGAAACUGGAAGGGUGGUACGUGGAUCUAGAACUGGCUAAAAGAGUUAGAAUCAUGCAUAUACAAGUUUUAAUUAGUUAUGAAAUUUUAUAA